CCCUCCCUCGGCCUCCCCGGCUCCGGCUGCAGCGUCAGCCUCGGCCAGACUUUGGUGGCCGCGCCGGCCCAGAUCCCUUGACUUCAGUCCCGGUGCCCUUUGGCGCCCCUCGGCCCCGAUCCGCAGCGCCGAUCAUCCUCCCCGCCCCGGCGCCGGCCUAGGCCGCGGCCACAGCCCCGGGCUCAAGUCGGCGUCGCCUGCUCCCGGCCCGCCCCCUAUGGGCCCCGGCUAGAGGCGCCGCCGCCGCCGCCGCCGGCCCGCGGAGCCCCGAUGCUGGCCCGGAGGAAGCCGGUGCUGCCGGCGCUCACCAUCAACCCCGCCAUCGCCGAGGGCCCGUCCCCCACCAGCGAGGGCGCCUCCGAAGCAAACUUGGUGGAUCUCCAGAAGAAGCUAGAGGAGCUAGAACUCGACGAGCAGCAGAAGAAGCGGCUAGAAGCCUUUCUCACCCAGAAGGCCAAGGUCGGGGAGCUCAAGGACGAUGACUUUGAAAGGAUCUCGGAGCUGGGAGCCGGGAACGGCGGAGUGGUCACCAAGGUCCAGCACAGACCCUCAGGCCUCAUCAUGGCAAGAAAGCUGAUCCACUUGGAGAUCAAGCCGGCCAUCCGGAACCAGAUCAUCCGCGAGCUGCAGGUACUGCACGAGUGUAACUCCCCCUACAUCGUGGGCUUCUAUGGGGCCUUCUACAGUGACGGGGAGAUCAGUAUCUGCAUGGAGCACAUGGAUGGCGGCUCCCUGGACCAGGUGUUGAAAGAAGCCAAGAGAAUUCCUGAGGAAAUCCUGGGGAAGGUCAGCAUCGCGGUUCUGCGGGGCCUGGCAUAUCUCCGGGAAAAGCACCAGAUCAUGCACCGAGAUGUGAAGCCAUCCAACAUCCUUGUCAACUCCCGAGGGGAGAUCAAGUUGUGCGACUUUGGGGUGAGCGGGCAGCUCAUCGAUUCCAUGGCCAACUCCUUCGUGGGAACACGGUCCUACAUGUCUCCGGAGCGGCUGCAGGGCACUCACUACUCGGUGCAGUCGGACAUCUGGAGCAUGGGCCUGUCCCUGGUGGAGCUGUCCAUCGGAAGGUACCCCAUCCCCCCACCGGAUGCCAAGGAGCUGGAGGCCAUAUUUGGCCGGCCCAUGGUUGAUGGAGGGGACGGAGAGCCUCACAGCAUCUCGCCACGGCCGAGACCCCCUGGACGCCCCAUCAGCGGUCACGGGAUGGACAGCCGGCCGGCCAUGGCUAUCUUCGAGCUGCUGGACUACAUCGUGAAUGAGCCACCUCCCAAGCUGCCCAAUGGCGUCUUCACCCAGGACUUCCAGGAGUUUGUAAAUAAAUGCCUAAUUAAGAACCCAGCAGAGCGAGCGGAUCUGAAGAUGCUCAUGAACCACACCUUCAUCAAACGGUCCGAGGUGGAAGAAGUGGAUUUUGCCGGCUGGUUGUGUAAAACGCUGCGGCUGAACCAGCCCAGCACGCCCACGCGCACCGCCGUGUGACAGUCCCCCUCCUGCCACACCCUCCACGGGGACACUCGUGUGGCCCUCGGGCUGGGGAGGCCCAACACUGCUGUGCUGUCUUCUCAGAACCUGCUUCCUUAGGUUUAAAGAAAAAAAAACAAAACAGGGAAAGAAAAAGCUAACGUGCCCUUCGUGCUUCUUGUUCCGCUUGUCCUUGAGGUGUCAGCAUCUAUCCAGCCUGGGGUGGGCGCCUCCCUGAGGGCUGCCUGACUCCCAAGAGAUGGGGGUGGCAUCGCAUACUGAGUUUGCUCCUUUCCAAGGGGUGAAGCCUCAGAGGGACCCCCCAGAGGAUGGCAACUUUCGCCAGAAGAGAAGGGGGUGCUUCCUACAGGUUCGUGGGUCCCAUUUGCCUGACGUCUGCUCCUUGGAGAUGCUCCUGCAGACCCCGAGGACCAGUCAACCCAAUGGCUAUUGUGGGUCCCCCUUCCCCCCACCCUCCCCCAGCCACCCCAGCCUCUGGCCACGCAGCCUGUCCUCAAUAGAGGGACCCUCUUGUCCUCUCUUGUGCUUCGGAGAGCAGAGACUGACAGUUCGCAGGGGCACGAGCUGACACUCACUCGGCAGAAAGGAAGCGUUUGGUUUCUAAGCUGUCGGUGUGGUUGAAACCCCAGCAGAUUCUGUAGAUAAGGCCUGCUCCCCCACGCCUGCAGGCCGACAGAUGUGGGCGGGUGGCUGUGUGUCACCUCCACUCGCCCGGCAAAUCAGAAGUGACCACCCAGGGCACGUCACUCUUUCGGGCCUUGAACUGUUCAGCCGCAACUGGUUGGAACUGAAACAGCAGGGGUGAAGUUAUAUUUCCCAGUGUCCAUUGGGGUGUCCAGCCAGGGCCCCUGCUGUGGUCUGCUCAUGGCCUGAGACCCAAGGCCCAGCUUUUCCACCUUCAGGGCUGGGCCCCCUCCAAUGGAGAUGGCAGCCUCCAGGCGGUAGGAAGUGGCACGGAGGGCAAGGCUGCUUCUAAGGCUUCCCUUCCUCCAGGCUCUCUGAAGAUGAAGCUGUGAGCAACCCCCCCAACCCCAAUACUUCCUGAAGGCUUGAAACAAGCUGAUAUUUAUCUGUGAUAAAUUGCAGAGAAAGGGUUCUCCAAGAGCAGUGAGCCUGGUACGAGCCACACUGGCCCUGCUUUCUGAACAAGCAGAAGGUGGGGAUUUGUGGUCCCGUGGGAACUACUGGAUCUUUUUCUUCUUAGGGAGAUACUUCUAGUCUCUGGUGGCUUUUUCUGUGGUCAGUAAAGAUAAGACAAGGUGGGAGCUCCUUCACCCAGCUUUCCAUGUUUGCCACUUCAGAGUGGCCCCCGCAGUCUCACCUGAUUUAGAAAAGAAUAAAAAAGAUAACUCAAA
Sus scrofa (pig) is the source of this 2831-nucleotide messenger RNA. RefSeq names its product mitogen-activated protein kinase kinase 2 (gene MAP2K2). Gene Ontology annotation, molecular function: protein kinase activity; ATP binding. Gene Ontology annotation, biological process: protein phosphorylation. NCBI's taxonomy places the organism in Eukaryota, Metazoa, Chordata, Mammalia, Artiodactyla, Suidae. The record is from RefSeq and is marked validated.